AUAGCAUUCCAAAUAAUGUCUCCCUAACUCGAACAAUCAUUUGUAAACAAUAUUUCCUUAGCAUUGUAGGCUAUGCCUAUACAUUCAUUACCUGCUAUCCCCCCUAUACACAUCAAAAGUCAACAAUAACUUUCACUUUACUUCCUAAAUACAGGAUGAGGUUGCCCCUAGAUCCGGUUAUUUUACUUGUUAUUUGCGGCGCUCUGCUGCCAUUAGAAAUAGUGGCCAGAAGCCUACCGCCCGCUAUUGUAGAGACAACUCCGGCUAUUGAAGAGACAACUUCUGCCAUUCCAUUGCAGCCUCAACACAUUAGCCGUUCGAAACGGGCAAUUCCCUCGAUUCCAAUGGAUUUCCACACAAAGCACUUGCCAUGCGAUAUGGACCUGAGAGGCGGCCAAAGCUAUAUGUCCGCCUUCCCCAAUCAGUGCGUUUGGGCCUACAACAAUCGCUACAGGAGUGAAGACAACUAUGCCAUCUAUAAGACCUAUCAAUUGGAGUCAUUCUUUUUCGGCCAGUAUCAUGAGCGCCUAAAGCGCUACGAAGUGGAGCCCCAUAGCUACGAUUACAAUUAAAAGGUUCAGUAAUCGUACAACAAAAAAUUAAUCAUUUCAAAAUUUUAAUUAUGGACUUACAAGUUACAAAUAUAUUGUGGAAUGAUCUCUUUCGUUAGAUAUUGGA
Molecule: messenger RNA, 678 nt
Organism: Drosophila kikkawai
Lineage: Eukaryota; Metazoa; Arthropoda; Insecta; Diptera; Drosophilidae
Source: RefSeq, a predicted model, not a curated record